Messenger RNA from Ooceraea biroi (clonal raider ant), 450 nucleotides. RefSeq names its product apidermin 1 (gene Apd-1). NCBI's taxonomy places the organism in Eukaryota, Metazoa, Arthropoda, Insecta, Hymenoptera, Formicidae. The record is from RefSeq and is a predicted model, not a curated record.
AUGAAGUGCCUGAUUUUUGUCGCCACCAUAGUGGUAGUUGUUUCGGCCAGUCCAGAACGUCAACGUCGCUCCGUCGGCUGGAGUUGGGGACACAAUGGUGCAGUGGUCCUGGGUACUUUAAGAAACAGCAUUGCUGUUGCAGGACCUGUUGCACCUGCGGCUACGGUGGUUGCACCAAUCUCACCUUCCGUGGCUGUUGUCGGACCCGCUGCGGGUUCUGCAGCUGUGAUUGAGCCCAUUGGUGGCCACACAGCUGUAGUCGGACCGUCGGCUGGUUUAGCAGCGAUUGUUGGACCUAUCGCGAGUUCUGCCACAGUAGUUCAGUGGUCCAGCUGCCGGAUCAGCGGCAAUUGUAGGCGCUGCUGCAGCUCUAGCGUUGCGGCUGGACAUGCGGGAUCGGUGGUCGCACCAGUAGUUACUAAUGGACUUGUGGUCAAAUCCAUCUGGUAA